AUGUAUCGUGCCAUCACUAGUGCGUACUAUCGAGGGGCGGUUGGUGCACUGCUGGUCUAUGAUGUCACCCGCCACAUAACAUUUGAGAAUGUGGAGAGGUGGCUCAAGGAGCUGCGCAACCACACUGAUGCCAACAUCGUGAUCAUGCUCAUGGGGAAUAAGGCUGACGUUCGCCACCUGAGGGCUGUCUCCACCGAGGAAGGCAAGGCCUUUGCAGAGAGAGAGUCCACAUAUUUCAUGGAGACAUCAGCCAUGGAAUCAACUAAUGUUGAGAAUGCCUUCACUGAGGUGCUCACACAAACAUAUCGAGUUGUAAGCAGGAAAGCCCUUGAUGUUGGAGAAGAUCCUGUGGCUGCGUCAUCCUUGAAAGGCCAGACCAUCAACAUGGGUGGCAAGGAUGAUGUUUCUGCAAUGAAGAAUGUGGGCUGCGGCUCAACAUAG
This is a messenger RNA of Amborella trichopoda, 441 nucleotides long. RefSeq names its product ras-related protein RABA1f. The record is from RefSeq and is a predicted model, not a curated record. Gene Ontology annotation, molecular function: GTP binding; GTPase activity. Lineage: Eukaryota; Viridiplantae; Streptophyta; Magnoliopsida; Amborellales; Amborellaceae.